Molecule: messenger RNA, 2517 nt
Organism: Amaranthus tricolor (Joseph's coat)
Lineage: Eukaryota; Viridiplantae; Streptophyta; Magnoliopsida; Caryophyllales; Amaranthaceae
Product: proline-rich receptor-like protein kinase PERK15
Exons: 8
Coding region: 261-2267 (668 amino acids)
Biological process (GO): protein phosphorylation
Molecular function (GO): ATP binding; protein kinase activity
Source: RefSeq, a predicted model, not a curated record
AUGUGUAGGGCCCAUUUUACAUCACUUACUUCGAGGACAAACAUAUCACAUAGGAUAGGAGUACUACUAUCAAAAUUCUUCAUUCACGGGCUUUCUUCACAUAUUUUGUCCAAUUCUCCAUACUUUUAUGAGGAUUUACUGACAAAAUUUAGUUAACAAAAGAAUUUCAUCAACCACAUAGUCCCUUGUUUCCUUUUGCUUUACUACUAUAUGCUGACAAAACUCAUACAAACAUUACCAUCAUCCAUAUCCUAGAGCCCAUGUCUUCUCUCCCGCCGGCCACACUACCAGAAUAUAAUGGCGGAAUUCUAAACUUUCCGGUACCGGAAUUCCCUGGACCGGCCCCAAUGCCGAUAUCAAUACCUUCAAUACCACCAUCAUUAUCUCCUAUAUUCGACCCAGACUCAGACCCAAACCCAGACCCAGAACCACACCCACAUCCACAACCGCUCCCGCAAGCAACGCCAACCGGAAUCUCUACGAGGCCCGAAACCCGGCCCAUAAGUGAGGCACCCCCAUUCUUCGUAAGCCCAUUGACGCCUAAAAGUAGUACUAUUACAACCCUUGGACCGCCAUCAUCACUUCCAACUUCUGCUGUUCUUCCUUCAUCAGCACCUGUUCCAACGCCGGUCCCACAGUCUCCAAAUGGCGGCGCGUUGAUUCCAUUCUCAACGGAAUCAUCUACGCCGCCUCCCAUACUUCCUGGGACAACGUUAAGUCCUCCUGCAGCUCCUCUACAUGGUAGUAUCAAUGGAGUCUUAACAUCAACUUCAUCAGGUGAUCAUCAGAAUAUUAAAACUACUGAUGGGUCUAAUAAUGUAGCCAAUGGGUUUAUUAUGGGGUUGGCUGUUGGUGGGAUUUUGCUUCUGCUUCUUGUAGCUGUUUUUGGCCUUCUGUUUCUGUUCUGUAAGAGGAGAUAUAACAACAAUUCUCAUAAUCAUGGUUCUUCUAGAAGAAAGCAUGCUACAAUAUUUAGUGAUUUUCAAGAGAAAAAUUCACUAUCACAAUACACAAAGCGUGGCUCUAAUAACACUCAAGUGCACCACAAUGACAAUAUGAUCAAUGUAGCCACUUCUAAGGGUUCAAACAUGGCUAUCACUAAUGGGACCUCAUUGACAUUUGUGGGUCCCACCUUUUCAAGCGGGAAGUUCACGUACAAUGAGUUAAUGAGAGCGACCAAUGGGUUCUCCGAUGAGAACCUAAUUGGACAAGGCGGUUUUGGGUACGUGCACAAAGGAGUACUUCUAAAUGGGAAGGAGGUUGCAGUGAAACAGCUGAAAAUUGGAGGGCAUCAGGCAGAUAGGGAGUUCAGAGCAGAGGUUGAGAUAAUAAGCCAAGUUCAUCAUAAGCAUCUUGUUUCCUUGAUUGGAUAUUGCAUUGCUGGUGCUGAGAGAUUGCUUGUUUAUGAGUUUGUAACUAACAAUACCUUGGACUUCCACUUACAUGGAAAAAAGCAACCAGUGAUGGAUUGGCCUACUAGAAUGAGGAUUGCAAUAGGCUCUGCAAAAGGAUUAGCAUAUCUACAUGAAGACUGUAGUCCUACAAUCAUUCAUCGAGAUAUCAAAGCUGCUAAUAUCCUCCUCGACUUUAACUUUGAGGCAAAGGUUUCCGACUUUGGACUGGCGAAAAUUUUCUCGAGUUCUAAUCCCACUGUUACCCACAUAACCACUCGAGUUAUAGGAACUUUUGGGUACUUAGCCCCAGAAUAUGUAUCAAGUGGUAAAGUUACUGAUAAAACAGAUGUGUAUUCUUAUGGGGUUAUGCUCCUUGAGCUUAUAACUGGCCGCCCACCCAUCACCAACUUCGAAUCUGUCACCAAUGGAAGCUUGGUUAAUUGGGCUCGACCCCUGCUAGCACAAGCUAUUGAGGACGGAAAAUUUGAUACUCUAGCUGAUCCCAAAUUGAAAAAUGAUUAUAAUGUUGAUGAAAUGGCUAAUAUGAUUGCCUGUGCUGCCGCUUGUGUUCGUCUUUCAGCUUGGCAUAGGCCAAGAAUGAGCCAGGUAGUGCGGGCUUUAGAGGGGAACCUCCCAGCAUCAGACCUUGAUGAUGGAACUAGACCCGGGCAAAACGCGAUGCAUCUUCCCAACGAAAGCUUAGAUUUCGAUGCACGAAACUACAUGGAAGAACUAAAGAAUAUGGCAUUGACAAGCAACAAUGAUGGGUAUACAAGUAGUUCUAGUAGGUACAGUGAGGAUACUAGUGAAUAUGGUCUUAAUUCCUCUGCCUCAAGCACUGAUUUUAGUGAUCCUAGUAUUUUAAGAGUCUGAUCUUAAUAUUCACUUCGAAUUUUUCAUUCUUUUUCUUACAAUUUUACAGAAAUUCUUGUUUAAUUUGUUCUUUGUUUCUUUGUUUUGAUUAUGGGACAUGGGAGAAGGGUGAAAUGGCUUGUAUUAUGUGAAGAUUAGGAUUACUGAAAUUUUCUUGUAAAUGUUCAUUUAAUAAAUCAAUGUAGAUAAUCUUAAUUAUUUCAGUUUGCAUAUCAGUGAAAUUUUCUUGUAAAUGUUCUUUUAAUAAAGA